Molecule: messenger RNA, 3099 nt
Organism: Cavenderia fasciculata
Lineage: Eukaryota; Evosea; Eumycetozoa; Acytosteliales; Cavenderiaceae
Gene: xpo6
Product: exportin 6
Exons: 10
Coding region: 1-3099 (1032 amino acids)
Biological process (GO): protein export from nucleus
Molecular function (GO): nuclear export signal receptor activity
Source: RefSeq, a predicted model, not a curated record
AUGAAUAAUAAUAAUGGAUUAGAACAACUCUUAUUGGAAUUGGAAACUAUAUUACCACAAUUCUAUAAUCAAGGUGGUGAUGAUUCAAAAUUAAGAUUAUAUCAAUCAAAGAGUGAUGCACAAGAGAAUGUGUUAUACUUUUUGAGGCAUUCACAGAGUCAGUUUGUAAUACAUUUCUCGCUAUCAAUCUUGGAGUCUAAAAUCAAUAAGCGUUGGGUGAAUCUAUCAGCACAAGAACAAAAUGAUCUAAAAACUAUUGUUUUUGAUUUGUACCUACGUCACAAUGCAUUGGUUAAUUAUAAUGUAACAAAAGUAGCUCAACUCAUUGCAGAUAUUGGUAGAUAUGAAUUCCAAACAAAUAGUCAAAAUUAUAUAAAUGAAGUUAUGAGUUUAGUAAAUAAUCCACAAACAAGUUUAAGAGGAAUCUUAUUAUUAAAAGAAAUAUCAACAGAAUUUACAACAUCCAAAGGAGUAAUUAGUCAAAAUACCAAAAACACUUUAAGAAAAUUACUCUUGGAACGUGUACCAACCAUCAUUCAAGUUUUAACAACCUCACUAAACCAACUUUUGGAUCAAACAUCUCCACAUCCUGAUACAAAUAAUUAUGAAACUAAAGUUAAUUCAAUUUUUGAAACAUUAUUAAGUUAUUUUUCAUGGAUACCAUUAAAUGAAUUUCUUACACCAACAUUAUUGGAGACAUUGUUUAGAUAUUUGGAGCUGUCAAACAUAUCAUCAUUGAAAUGUUUGAAUGAAAUAUUGUCAAAGAAUUGUGUACCAAGAGAAUUCCAAGAGUUUCUCUUUAGAGUGUUUAACGAGAUUAACAAGUUGACAAACCACAUUGUAAAGAAUACCGCGAUGGUAUCACAGCUCGGUUAUGAAUUUAUCAACAAAUUCACACUUUUAAUUUCACUGUUUGUCUCUAAUCACCUCCGUCGUGUUGAAAACAAUCCCAAUUUCUCGAUCCAAACCUUUUUGGCCAAUCUAUUUCAAUACACUCUUCUCCAGUCCACCACACUCACCGACUCUUACAAGAUUUGUAUGGACAUUUGGAAAACAUUCUUGGACUAUCUCUUGACCAAUGUCAAUGAGCAAGGUGUCGCCUCACCCGCCAAAUACACAGAUGGAUUGAUUCAACUUCAAUCGGAAUUGGUAAAACGUAUUCUUUUUGCAUUCAACAAGGAUUUCCUAGACCAAUUACAAGACGGCGACGAAGAUGACGAUCAACCUGCCGAUGAUGAAGAAAUUGAUUUCAACUCUUGUAGUACUUAUAUUGAUUAUUCAAUUAAUAUCAUUUCAAAAAUUACUGAACUUUAUCCAAAAGAAGGUUUAAAAAGUCUUGCAUGGUUAUUUACACAAAGUAUGGAAUUGGCACAAUUAAUACCACAAGCAAAGGCAAAUAAUUCAUUGUCAUCAUUAACAUCAAAUGUUAAAGAUAUUACAACCAUUUUAAAAUUAUUUGCAAGAUUAACUCAUCUCUUUGUACCCAAUUUUGGUGAAACUUAUGAUUAUGCAAUCUAUGUUUAUAAUGGUCUAUUACAAAUGUGUCAAGUUUGUGAAAUUCAUAAAGUCUAUAAUGUUGGUUCUGAUUUUAUUAAAUUACAUGAUCAAAUACUUUGUACAAUUAGAUCAUUUAGUUAUUGGCUUGGAGAUUAUGGUAAUGAAGUAAGAGUAAAACCAGCAGGACAAGCAGAUUAUGAUCGGAUUAUUGCCGAAACUAUCAAUAUUAUUGUACCAUUGUUUAACGGCUCGGUGCCACAAACAAUUAGUAUUUCUGCCGGUAGAUUAUUAAACUCACUUGCAGUCGUUGCCAAACCAUCUUGUCUAUUUAAUCAAACAGAGGUUGUUAUCACCAAUAUACAUAAUAUCUGCCUCUCAUUACCAACUCCAGUUCAAUCAAUUAUUUAUUCUGCCAUUAGUAGUACUAUACUUACUCCUCCUUCAAAUGUUAAUUUAAAUCAUCAAUGGGAUAUAAGAAGACCAAAAUAUUCACCAUUUGUAAAAGGAAUUACAUCACAAUACUUGGAGAUACCACAAAUCCAAGGAUUUAUUGAUUCAAAAUUAUAUUUGGAUGGUCAAGUGAUUCAAAGAAUUCAAAAGACUUUGAAUAUUGUCACGUCGAUCAUGAAGACAGUGCCAGAUGUAACCAUGGCCAAAGGAAUCUUGCACGAUGCCAUCCAAGAUAUUCUACCUGUAACUUUAAGAUUGUUUGUAGUCUAUAUCAACGUUCCAAGUGUCCUAUCUUCAAUCCUAGACUUCUUUUUCACUUUAUUCGAAUGUCUUAAAACUCAAGUUGGUGUUAAUUUUACUCAACAAACUAUUUCAACAUUUUUAGAAAUUUUAGGAGGAGAUAAUUUAAAACAAUUAUUAACAUCAUCAAAUGAUAUUGGAAAUUCUAUUGUACAAAAAUUGAUUGAAAUUUUAACCUUUUCAAUUCAAACCUAUGGACAUUCAUUUGAGACAUUAUUGACACCGAUCAUUUCAUUUGCCAUGGAAAAGAUCUAUCCAGUGAUCAUUGACAGCACGUCACCCAUCAAGCCUCUCCUCUUUUCUCUAUUGUAUACCAUUUUAGAUAAUCAUUGGAGAUACUUUUUCCCAACCUCUACUAUUGCCAGCAGCAACAACAACAACAACAGUGCCAAUGGACAAUCACAACAACAACAAACCUCCUACCAACAAUUGGCUUCCAUUCUAACAGCCUUCCAAAAAACCUUUCAACAAAACGAUGUAAAUUUAUUCAAACAAAACCUAGAGUAUUUUGAAAAGCUAAACAUGAAGCACAAGCUCUACGAAAAGAUCAUUCAAGAACCUGGAUUCAGUAAAAGUUUAAUCUUUGACUUUUUCAAAUCUCUUACCUCUGGUUGUCAAUCUAUUAAUUCUGAGGAUAUCAUUAAUACUACUUAUCAUUUUGCUAGUAUUGAUUUCCCUAAAUUCUAUCAUCAAUAUUUUGUAGAAUACCUUUCAACUAGUGAAUUGACUGUUGAUCAAAAAAAUAUAAUCAAAACCAACUUUUCAAAUGAAAAGGAUCAUCCAACUUUUAAUCGAAAUAUGAAUCAAUUCAUUAAUGAUUUUUCAUAUUAUACUUUUUUAAUUAAAAAUUAA